Messenger RNA from Bactrocera oleae (olive fruit fly), 2761 nucleotides. It is a transcript of the gene mus302, whose product is annotated as mutagen-sensitive 302. NCBI's taxonomy places the organism in Eukaryota, Metazoa, Arthropoda, Insecta, Diptera, Tephritidae. Gene Ontology annotation, molecular function: ubiquitin-protein transferase activity; protein binding. Gene Ontology annotation, biological process: interstrand cross-link repair; protein ubiquitination. The record is from RefSeq and is a predicted model, not a curated record. Gene Ontology annotation, cellular component: nucleus.
AUAAAUAAUAAAUUCAGGUUUUAUAUCGUCGGCGAAUAUAUGACAGCUGAUUUGUUCACCAAUUUCGAAAUAUUAAUAUCCAAUGCCAAACAUAUUUAGUUUAUGUUUUGAAUCGAAUUUAAGAACAAGCGAAGUAAAUAUUUAGCACAUAAUCUCAAAAAAGUGCAACACUGAGCUUCUACUGCCGCUGCUUUUGAAUCAAAGUCCUGAAAAUUUUAUAUUUUGGUGAACAUUUUCAAUGUCAACGCAAAAGUGAAUAAUUAUUUUAAAUUUAAUGUGGAAUCAUCGGUAACGACAGUUUUAUAUUGGCGCUAAAAUGCAAAACUCACAGGGGGAAUCGCAGGGGGAUCACAAUUACGUCGCUCGUCGUACACGCUCAACUUCUAGCGACGACUCCAGUAUAGAAUUCAACAAUAUAAAUAGGCGGAGAACACGUUUAAGACGCGGACAAGUAGGUAAUACCGACCAUGAUUAUAUCUCGUUAAGGGCGCUAAGCGAGGAAGACGCAGAUGACGUUGAAAAUGAGCCCAAUACUGUCCACAUGGAGGAGCAAGCCAACAGUCAUGAAGGAGACAACAAUGUUGAUACAGAUGCGGCUGAAGUUGAUGUUGUUAAUCACCUAGCUGAAGAAGCGCAAGAAAUGCUUAGAGAAUCUUUGCCGCACGAACGACGAUCAAGCGACGAAGGAUCUGAUAUUGUGGUUGCACCUGAAUCUACUCCACCUGACCCUUUGCCUGGCCCUAGUAUUGGCUCAGAUUCUGCUGAUAUUGAUGUGUCAAACAACGAGGGUUCAACGGUAAAUUUGGUUUCCCCAUCACCACCGAAGAAGCGAAAGCGACUCAGUACAGGCACUCCAAAAUCGAACACACCGCGUGUUAAAUCCACCGAUGGAAAUGGUCUGGAGGGAGAUGAAGAAGACGAAGGUAUGAUAUGCCCUAUUUGCCUCGACAACUGGGAGAUGUCAGGUGAACACCGUCUAGUGUCCUUGCGCUGUGGACAUCUCUUCGGGGAUUCCUGCAUUCGUCGCUGGUUGGCAGAGAGUGCACGCCAGUCGGGCAUUAAGGCUUGUCCACAAUGCAAAGCAAAGGCGGCAAUCCGUGAUAUACGUUGUUUGUACGCUAAGCGGCUAAGGGCAAUCGAUCGCAGCGAAGAGCAUCGCUUACGCGAGCAGUUAGAGACAGAGCGUUGCCGCUCACAGUCAUUACAAACGGAAGUAGCGUCUUUAAAAAUGGCGCAUAAAAUGGUAGCCAUGCAAAUGCAAACCCUUCAGGCAGAGAACGAUCGCAUGAAACAAAUGCUACGAACUGGUGGAGGCAAUAGCUUCAGCUACGAUGCCAACUUUGCCGAUAACAAGGAAUUGCUAAGACUCCAGAUACAACGGAUUUAUCUCGAGCGUACAAUUGAGUUGACACGCGAGCCUGGUUGCCGAGUAUUAAUACACGCUGCACAGCAUUCUACAAUUUUGGCAUCACAGAAAAGUGCGCAAGGUCUAUUUCCUGGCUAUGGCGUGCGCUUCAUCGAUAUGCCUACAUUUCGUACCUCAACAUUCUUACAUGCGUCGUCGAAAUUAUUGCGAGAUAUUAGCUUAAGUUCCGAUCAGCAGCUCCUGGCUGUGGCAAGCAUGGAAACACGUUCCAAAUUGUUCGAUUUGCGCACCCGUCAAGUGGUUUCCACAUUCGAACCAGGUGAGAAAAUGCUGUGGGCAUGUGCUAUAGACCGCAAAGAGCGAGAAAAUAUACUGUAUUUGGGUUCCUCCAGUGGCAGCACAUACACGUAUGAUAUGCGUUUCCCAGACAACAUUUUAGAGGAAUAUAAAACUGAGGGCGAUUUAAGUACUGUGAUUAAUGUAGCCAGUGUGUCCCAAUGCAAUAGUUUUCCACACGGUGGCUUUCUUGUUUGCAAACUGCAAUCACUUUGGUUCUACGAAUACACUGAUACCAGCAGCACAACUAUUGCUACUCGCCUCCCUUUAGAUGGCCCUUUCUGUUCCAUGCGUUUUGAUGCCGCUCAUGAAACGCUGCUAGUCUCGGCCCGGUGUAGUAUGCGCCACCCACAGUCACGGUAUAUAGUCGGUCGUUUGGAAAAGAUUGACAAUACGACAACACUCAAUGUGAAAGUAACAUUUCAAGGCUCCAAAGCUACGCCAGUGAUGACACGUUGUGCGCAAGUUGCGGUUGAAGCGAAUACGCUAGUUGCAGGCUACAUUCAGGAUGCCAAACAAUUAGCGUUGUUCGAUGUGCGUCGCGAACAGCGCGUCCAAACAAUGCCAGCACAGGAAAUUAUAUAUGACAUAUGCCCCGUCUAUACGAGCGAUGCAACAUACCUGGCUGGUCUUUCCGAAACUAAAUGCCGCAUGUACAAGCUGACGUCUUCAAACACUUAGUGCAAAACUGCGAAUCUGAAAUAUUUUUAGUUUUUAAUUAGGUAGAUUUGUGUUUUAAGUAUGUUUUUUGUUGUUUUUUGCCAUUUAAUAUAUAAAUAUGUAUGUUGCUUGAUACCUAAAUAUCCAUCAUAUUUAAAUAGAUCAUUUCCUUAAUGUUAACUUAAGCUUAGUCGGUUUUUAUUGAGCUUUUUUUUAUAAAAUUUGUACAUCCAAUUUCUACACCAACUCAUUAUGUAAGUUUUGUUAGUGGUUUUGCGGCAACCAAAUGAUAUUUUGUGAUCAUUAAGUCUACAUAGACAUACGUAAGAUUAAGCAAAAAAUACUAUUGAAAUCCUAUUAAAUAUAUGGAAAUAAAAAUUUGCUCAGACUGAAUGUGAA